Molecule: messenger RNA, 1108 nt
Organism: Odocoileus virginianus texanus
Lineage: Eukaryota; Metazoa; Chordata; Mammalia; Artiodactyla; Cervidae
Product: nuclear envelope integral membrane protein 2-like
Cellular component (GO): nuclear envelope
Source: RefSeq, a predicted model, not a curated record
CCUGCGGGCGCCGAGCGCUGGGAAGAGGAGGCGGCAGCCCUCUCAGGUGAAAAUUACCAAUUCAGGCCUGCUCAGUGUUGUAUAUAUCACAGAAAGGUAUAAUUGCCAGUAUCCAGAAACCAUUCUAUCCAUCAUCAAAUGUAUGAUUCAUAACUUUUGGACACCAGAGGAGUCUAAUGAUAUAACCAUAAUCAUCCAUCCAUAUGGAGAGACUGUCUGUUUCUCUGUGAAGCCAGCCAGGAAGACAUUUAUCUUUACAAUAAGUGUGAAACAAAACAUUGUGGAUUUCAAACUGUUCUUUGUGUUUGUGGUGGGAAUUCUCCUCUUCUUUUAUGCAAAGACCUUGAGUCAAAGCCCUGCUUUCUUCUACUCUUCGGGGACUGUGCUAGGUGUUCUAAUGACAUUAGUCUUUGUCCUGUUGCUGGUGAAAAAGUUCAUUCAAGGCUACGUAUUGACACUUGGCUGUGUCAGCUUUGCUGUUUGCUACAAGCACGGGCCCCUGGUGGAGGAGAGGAGCGUAGUGCUCCUGGCGUGGCUGCUGCAGCUUCUAUCCCUGCUCCUGGUGUACGCGGAGGUGUCCGUGCCCCAGUUCGCCUACACGGCCGCCCUGCUCCUCAUCCUGUCAUCUGGGAGUCGGCGCUAUCUGCGGAGUGCACUCACCUGUGUCGGGAGGAAAAUGAAGAAAUGGUUUACAUCAGAGAAGCUGGCGGUGAAGUUUCUUACUGAAGACGAAUACAGGGAACAAGCUGAUGCCGACACAACCUGCUCCCUGGAGGAGCUCCGCCAGGCCUGCCGCAGCCCUGGCUUCCCAUCCUGGCUGGCUGUCUCCAGGCUCCAGGAACCGAAAAAGUUUGCAGACUUUGUUCUCGGAGGAAGCCACUUGUCGCCUGAAGAAGUGAGGCUCCAUAAAGAACAAUAUGGCCUUGGGGGUGCCUUCUUGGAAGAGCAGCUCUUUAACCUGAGGACUCAUGACAGUCUGCCUGCACAGUGACUUCAUCCUGGACAAGGAAGAGAGGAUGGGCAGGGAUCCUGUGAAGGGUGGGCAGAACUGUUCCAAGGAACAGUGCCCAAAGCAUUUGCUACAGAGAAACGUCAAACCAUACUGGAA